This is a messenger RNA of Triticum aestivum (bread wheat), 850 nucleotides long. RefSeq lists its product as uncharacterized. Bases 90 to 596 code for a protein of 168 amino acids. The transcript has 2 exons. The record is from RefSeq and is a predicted model, not a curated record. NCBI's taxonomy places the organism in Eukaryota, Viridiplantae, Streptophyta, Magnoliopsida, Poales, Poaceae.
CCUCCCAGAUCCAAUCCAAGUCAUAACACCUCGCCCUCCCGCCCCUGGCCUCCAUCUCCAUUCCUACGCUCAUCGGCCACCUCCCUCCGAUGGAGCUCGACCCCCACCCCCAAGCGCCGCUGCUCCAGCCUCUCCCGCGCCCCUCGAUCCCAGAUCCCCGUCUCCAAGUCACCCUCUCGCUCCCUCAGAUCUCGAUCCGCCGCCGCCCACCAUCGACGACCCUCACCAUAGACGAGAUCGAGCUCCUCCCUCCCUCCUGUUCUCCCCCAGCCUUAUGUGCUCCGAGCGAACCAACCACUCCGUGCUUGGGAUUUUGCCGCACGGCGCACCGUCUCGCCGGCCCGGCGACCACAGGUAGGCAGUCCACGGCCAAGAUGGAGGCAUGCCCCGCCGCGACCACGGCUCGCGUGGGAGCAGCGCACGACGGAGGCCUCUGGAGGAGAAGCGGGAGGAGCCCUAGCGUCCUCGCGCGCCCGGCCCGUGGCAGGAGCACCACGACGCGCGUCUCGGAGCUGCAGCAUCUCCUUCGGCGACUUCAUCUUCGGCAUCCUGCCGGCCACGCUCGUCGGCGUCGGCACCCUGGCGACUUCCCGUAAUCCAGUUCGGCAACGCGUGCUGGGAACUUUACUGCCUCGAGCACGGCAUCUAGGUUCUUCAUACCCCAUCUCAUCCCAUCUCUCGCCCCUUCCGAUGUCGAACUUGUAUGUGGUUCAAACAAUGAUUGUAUGAACACUUUCAGUUGUCAGAUCUUCUCUGGUUUGGAAUAUUUAGGUUGUAAUUGAUGCACGAUUUGAACCGUGAUGGGAUUACUGGAUUACCUUCCCGUGUAGGUCUAAUUGUUUUCCCCCAA